GAGUGACGCGGCAAUGAUACCCCUCAGGAUCUAGCGUCUUGUCUGAGUAGGACUGAGUAGUAUUCGUGGUGUGCCUAAGAUGGGAUCAAAACAAGGUUUAAAACGGAACUACAAAGUUGAAGCGAAGUACGGUGCGUUCUAUACAGGUGGAUCGGUUCAGUGGUCUGCGAAGGGCAACUUUCUCUUUUGUCAACACGGAAGCAGUGUGAAAACUCUUAGUGUAGAAGAUGGCAAAGUGGAAAGGUGCUUUGACCUGGGGGAAGAGGAGGAAGUGACAGCAUUUGCCGUCAGCACCGAUGACCAGAUUCUUGUUGUGGGAGGUCGUAGUGGGCUACUGCGCCACUAUGACUUGGAAAAUACAAAGCUCGAGAGAACGUGGAAAUCAUUCCAUGUUGGCUCCAUUGCGUGUAUGGCCUUUGACACGACGUCUACGUUACUGGCCAGUGGAGGGUGCGAUUCCAUCAUCAAAGUAUGGGACGUGGUAAGACAGUAUUGCACUCAUCACCUGCGUGGAGCACAAGGCGUGUUCAGCAUUGUUAAAUUUCAUCCUGUGGCGAGCACGGCCCAGCUUUUUGGCGCUGCCGACGACUAUCGCAUUCACGUGUGGGACCUGCGCAAGAGUACCCUGGUGGGAUCUCUGUCGGGGCAUUUUAGUGUUAUUACAGACUUGGCUUUUAUCGACGAUGGUGGUCAGCUUCUGAGUUCAAGCAGAGACAAGGUCGUAAUCCUGUGGGACACUCGAGAGCUUAAAACACUAAAGACGAUUCCUGUGUAUGAGUCAAUAGAAUCUAUGGUACUGCUGAACUCUAGAGAAAUUUCCUCAGUUGUGAUAAAGAACACAAAAGGCCCUCACUUUGUAACAGUUGGAGAAAAAGGAAGGUUGCGUCUUUGGGAUGUGGGUACAGCGUCUUGCAUACAGGAACAGGAUUUGGGUCCAGCACCAGAAGGACCCAUGUCUCAGCUUUUGUACUGCGCUGAGAAGAAAGCUUUAUUAGCUGUUUCCUUCGAUCACAACAUUACCAUACAUUCACCCGAGGGUUUUGUGACUCGGAAGCAGUUUGUAGGUUUCAACGACGAAGUGCUGGAUUUGCGGCUUCUUGGCCCCAACGAGAGCUUUUUGGCGGUGGCUACGAACAGUCCUCAAGUACGGCUAUUUGAACUGGCCACGUUUAAUUGUCACCUCCUCAGCGGUCACUCGGAUCUCGUUAUUGCCAUGGAUGUCUUUCGGUCUGACCCCACGCUUCUGGCCACAGCUUCGAAGGAUAAUUCAGUGAAAGUGUGGAGACUCCAUGACGAUGGCCAUCCUGAAUGCCUCUUCACUGGAAAGGGUCACACAGCAGCUAUUGGUAGUGUCGCCUGCUCAUUCCUCUCAGCAUCAUUCCUCGUAACGGGUGGUCAAGACCGAACGCUCAAGCUCUGGGAAGUGCCCCCGAGGCCUAGGCUAGUGACUUUGGUGGACCCGUGUGCAGGUGUUCCACUGCAGACAAGGGCCACUCAGCUUGCUCACGAAAAAGACAUCAAUUCUGUCGCUGUUUCUCCAAAUGACCAGCUCAUUGCUACAGGUUCACAAGACAAACUGGCAAAGCUCUGGAGUGCCACUGACUUGUCCCUCCUUGGAUCAUUUCGUGGACAUCGGCGAGGGAUCUGGUGCGUCCAGUUCUCAGCUGUAGACAAGGUUCUUGCUACAUCAUCGGCUGAUACCACCAUAAAGUUGUGGUCACUUACAGAUUUUACCUGUGCCAAGACCUUUGAGGGCCAUGAAUGCUCAGUAUUGAAAGUACUAUUUUUGAGCCAGGGGAUGCAGUUGUUAUCAAGUGGUGCUGAUGGAAACCUCAAGCUGUGGAACAUUAGUGACAACGAGUGUGUGAAGACACUCGAUGAACAUCAAGACAAGGCAUGGGCAUUGACAACGAAUCUAGAUGAAACUCUCGUUGUGACGGGAGCAGCAGAUUCAGCCAUUAUUGUGUGGAAGGACUGCACUACUGAGGAGGAAAAAGAAACUUUUGAGAAGCAGGAGUCACUAGUUUUACAGGAACAAGAGUUAAGCAACCUGAUGAAGGAAAAGAAAUGGUCUAAAGCACUGCACAUUGCACUCACUCUGGAGUAUCCUUUCAAGGCCCUCACAAUAAUCAAAGAAAUUCUUCUUGAAAAGGACAGCCAGCAGGAGCUAAAGAAGGCCUUGGAACCUCUUCGAGAAGAUCAGAUGGAUACCUUGCUCCGGUUUGCGUGUACUUGGAACACAAACAGCAAGCACAGCGCAGCUGCCCAGGCAGUGCUUUUCAUAGCACUCAAUACCUACUCUCCUGACGCACUUCUUAAAAUGCCCAAUGCCAGAAGCAACCUGGAAGGAUUCCUGCCGUACACAGAGCGACACUUCCAGCGUAUGAACCGUUUGAAUCAGCAAGCCCUUUUCCUGGAGUACCUCUGGAGCAACAUGAAGAUUGCAGAUAUCGACAUGAACAUGACAUCAGAAGAAAGCCGUGAAUGACAAAAGGAAAGGUAGUUAUCGCUAUACUUGGUGGUAUCCAUCAGCUCAAAUAAACAAAAGCCUUGCCAGUG
Molecule: messenger RNA, 2559 nt
Organism: Ornithodoros turicata
Lineage: Eukaryota; Metazoa; Arthropoda; Arachnida; Ixodida; Argasidae
Product: transducin beta-like protein 3
Exons: 22
Coding region: 80-2488 (802 amino acids)
Biological process (GO): endonucleolytic cleavage to generate mature 5'-end of SSU-rRNA from (SSU-rRNA, 5.8S rRNA, LSU-rRNA); endonucleolytic cleavage in 5'-ETS of tricistronic rRNA transcript (SSU-rRNA, 5.8S rRNA, LSU-rRNA)
Cellular component (GO): 90S preribosome; nucleolus; small-subunit processome
Molecular function (GO): protein binding; U3 snoRNA binding
Source: RefSeq, a predicted model, not a curated record